CUCCUUUUCGGAACCAUCUCAGAGAAGGGAAGUUGGGGAAAGGAGUCAGAAACCCUAGCUUCUUCCUGCAAGGAACCCUUCUCCUAAAAUCGCUGGAUUCUCGGUCUCCGAACCCACUUACGUCUAUCUCUGCACCGUCCAUCUGGUGGGCCGUACCUUCGUUCGGCCAUAGUUAAAGAGAGCACAAAGAUGGCAUCGAAUGAGGGAUUCCUGACUGACGAUCAGAGGGAACUAUUGAAGAUUGCAUCUCAAAAUGCGGAGGUGUUGUCUUCAUCUCCAAAGUCGCCAACGUCGUUGCUUCCGGACCAUCAGAUCAGAGUUGCUACUGGUGGGAGGGCUCCCACAGUUGGUUUUGCUGUGAGGCAUGUCCGUCGGUCGCACUCGGGAAAGUUGGUACGCGUGAAGAAGGAUGGUGGCGGCGGAAAAGGCACAUGGGGUAAAUUACUGGACACUGACAGUGACUCUCGGCUUGACCGUAAUGACCCUAACUAUGACAGUGGAGAGGAACCUUACCAGUUAGUAGGCGCCACUGUUACAACUCCCUUUGAUCACUUCAAGAAGGAUGUGGUUACCAUCAUAGAGGAAUAUUUCACCACGGGUGAUGUGGACCAGGCAGCUUCAGAUCUCAGAGACCUGGGUUCUUAUGAGUUUCAUCAUUAUUUUGUUAAAAGACUUGUCUCCACAGCGAUGGACCGCCACGACAAAGAAAAGGAAAUGGCAUCCGUUCUACUAUCAGCCCUGUAUGCUGAUGUGAUAAGCUCGGAUCAGAUCAGCCAAGGGUUUGUCAUGCUCCUGGAAUCUGCCGAUGACCUGGCACUUGACAUACUCGAUGCGGUAGACAUCCUGGCGCUGUUCAUUGCACGUGCGGUAGUUGAUGACAUUCUCCCACCAGCUUUCCUCACUAGGGCAAAGAAGAAGCUCCCGGACUCCUCCAAGGGACUUGAGGUUAUACAGACUGCAGAAAAGAGCUACUUGUCUGCUCCCCACCAUGCAGAGUUUGUGGAGCGGCGAUGGGGCGGAAGCACCCAUGUGACGGUCGAAGAGGUGAAGAAAAAAAUUGCGGAUUUACUGAGAGAGUAUGUUGAGAGUGGAGAUACAGUUGAGGCCUGCAGGUGCAUAAGGGAGUUGGGGGUCUCAUUCUUCCAUCAUGAGGUGGUGAAGAAGGCUCUGAUCCUUGCUAUGGAGACACAAUCAGCUGAGCCACUUAUAUUGAAAUUGCUGAAAGAGGCAGCAGAAGAGGGCCUGAUUAGUUCUAGCCAGAUGGUGAAAGGGUUUGGUCGGCUUGCUGAGAGCCUCGAUGACCUCUCACUUGAUAUCCCCUCGGCAAAAUCCAUGUUCCAGUUGCUUGUCCCCAAGGCAAUAUCGGAAGGAUGGUUAGACGCAGUGUUGCUCAAGUCCUCAGGGGCUUGUGCUGCACCUGGAGAGUUCCAGGAUGAAGAGGAUGAGAAUGUGAGGCAAUUCAAGGAAGAGGCUGUGAUCAUCAUUCAUGAAUAUUUCCUUUCGGAUGACAUACCUGAGCUCAUCCGAAGCCUUGAGGAUCUUGCUGCUCCAGAGUUCAACCCUGUCUUCCUUAAGAAGUUGAUCACUCUUGCAAUGGACAGGAAGAACAGAGAGAAGGAGAUGGCGUCCGUCCUGCUGUCCGCACUCCACACUGACAUCUUCUCUACGGAAGAUAUUGUCAAUGGGUUUGUCAUGCUUCUGGAGUCUUCAGAGGAUACUGCACUCGACAUAUUGGACGCGUCAAAUGAGCUAGCUCUUUUUCUGGCUAGGGCUGUGAUUGAUGACAUACUCGUUCCACUUAAUUUGGAGGAGAUAAGCAGCAAGUUACAGCCGAAUUGCAGUGGGAGCGAGACAGUGCACAUGGCUCGCUCGCUUCUUGCUGCACGACAUGCAGGGGAGAGGAUACUGAGGUGCUGGGGUGGGGGGACUGGGUGGGCAGUGGAGGAUGCAAAGGAUAAGAUAGCAAAGCUUCUGGAGGAGUAUGAGAGCGGAGGAGUGGUAGGGGAGGCAUGCCAGUGCAUCCGGGAUCUCGGAAUGCCCUUCUUCAACCAUGAGGUAGUGAAGAAAGCAUUGGUGAUGGCAAUGGAGAAGAAGAAUGACAGGAGGAUGUUGGAUCUGCUGCAGGAGUGUUUUGGGGAAGGGCUGAUUACCAUCAACCAGAUGACCAAAGGGUUUGCUAGGGUUGGGGAGGGGCUUGAAGAUUUGGCCCUUGAUAUUCCCAAUGCAGAGGAUAAAUUCAGGUUCUAUGUGGAGCAUGCAAGCAACAAUGGCUGGCUUCUGCCAUCUUUUUCUGCAACAUAUGGUAAUGGAGUGUCUUAUUCUUCUUCUUCUGCAGCUGCUGCUGAUGCUGCUGCCCCUCCAGCAGCUAAGGCGGUGGCUAAUGCUUAAAAAAGAGAGGAGGAUUUAAGUGUUAUCUUCUUCAACAUCUUCUCAAAGAAAAGUCCUGCUUUCUUUUCGUUGCAUUGCUUGCCUCUUUUGUACUGUAACACCUGCGUUUGUAACACUUGAGAGGGUUAGGAUUGAGAGGAGUUGAGGUUUCUUGGAUUUUCCAGUAGAUGUAUUUUUUUUAUAAAAAAAAUUUUAAUGCGUUUGGGGUACCA
Molecule: messenger RNA, 2600 nt
Organism: Magnolia sinica
Lineage: Eukaryota; Viridiplantae; Streptophyta; Magnoliopsida; Magnoliales; Magnoliaceae
Product: MA3 DOMAIN-CONTAINING TRANSLATION REGULATORY FACTOR 1-like
Biological process (GO): negative regulation of DNA-templated transcription
Source: RefSeq, a predicted model, not a curated record